UGAUGCAUUUGCAGGAAAGUAUUCGUCUCCUGAUAUCGCAGCACUUCGCAUCAGCACUUUGUGCGGUGUGGGGCUAAAUCCCCCUGACGAUCUGCCAUCCAAACCCUGCCUGAGUAUUGCACACCCUGGGAUGUAGUGGGGAGCCACAGGUCAGUGGGAUACUGGGAUUUCUAAACUCUGUUUUCCAUUAAUCUGAAGCUGCCGCUCUCCUGGUGUUUUUUUUUUUACUUCACCAACAAGGACACAGAAAUCUAGCCUGCCACCAUGCCUCUGUCAGGGACGCCCGCACCCAACAAAAGGAAAAAGCCAUCCAGGAUCAUCACCGACCUGUCCCACAUCAAGCAGGAUGAGUAUGAGUCUGAGCCCGAGGCGUCUGAGUUUGACCUGGGGACGAAGAUCAGGGCCCCCAAGGACAUCAUGCUGGAGGAGCUGUCUCUGCUCAAGAACAGGGGAUCCAAGAUGUUCAAGAUGAGGCAGCAACGAGUGGAAAGGUUUAUUUAUGAAAAUAACCCAGAUGUCUUCAAUCAGGAGUCCAUGGAGAACUUCCAGAACCUGGUGCCCAGCUUAGGGGGCAAGAUGAUGGAUGUGGGAGGCCACUUGGUCAGCGGGCAGAUGGUGGGCCGCUCCGGCAGCGGGGGUCACGCACCCAUCCCCCCUCCCAAACCCGGAAGCUUUGUGAAGGUGGUCGGAGUAGGCGGCGCAGGUGGACAGGCUGGAGUUGCCGGGGGGCUUGCUGGAGGUGCAGGGGGGCAAGGGCAGGGCGGAUCUGGUCAUGUCCAGGUCGGAGUUGGCAUACAUAUUCACGGUGAGGCUGGUGCCGGUGCUGGUCAAGACAAAGGCAAGAAGAAGCACGAAUUCGUGAAGACAUAUAUAUCACCCUGGGAACGGGCCAUGAAGGGCAACGAGGAGCUGAUGGCCACCAUGAAGUCUCAAAUGCCGGGGCCAAUAAUUCACAAGGAUCUGCCAAAGUAUAAGUGCUUCAACAGGACUGCUAUGCCCUAUGGAGGCUUCGAGAAGGCUUCUCAGCUCUUGACAUUUCAGUUGCCGGAGAUUGAGGCGGCCCCAGAGGAGGCGGAGCCAGCCAUCGUGUACCAGCACGACAUUGGCUCGCGGCCCUCUUUCAACCGCACCCCCAUCGGCUGGGUGGGCAGCGGCGACACCGGCCACAUCCACAUAGAGCUGGAGACCAUGCCCUUCGACGGAGAGACCGACGACCUGUGAGGGGGGCCCCUCCCUCUCUCACAGACACACACACACACUCACACAGACUGAAACACCCACACACACACAGACUGACAGAUACACACUUUACAGUCACACAUGCUCGCCCACACUCUCACACCCAAAGCCUUGCACUCUUUCACCCAAACACGCUCACAUGUCAUACAUGCACGAAAUGGUGGUAACUGUUGCUACAAUCAACCUGCUCCCAGAUCAGCCUCAAAUGAAAAAAUUGUACAGCCUGUGUAGGGAUGGGAAAGAUCCAUAGUCAGUACCUCCCCACAGAUCAUCUCAGAAUUCUUUAUACUCUUGUCAAGGUGGCCCUAGAGCAGGGAUUGUGAGGGAAAAUAAACACAAACUGGAAGUAGUACAAAUAUUCACACACAUUUUUUAUUGAGAUCUC
Megalops cyprinoides (Indo-Pacific tarpon) is the source of this 1624-nucleotide messenger RNA. It is a transcript of the gene myoz1a, whose product is annotated as myozenin 1a. Gene Ontology annotation, molecular function: FATZ binding; telethonin binding; actin binding. Gene Ontology annotation, cellular component: Z disc; actin cytoskeleton. Lineage: Eukaryota; Metazoa; Chordata; Actinopteri; Elopiformes; Megalopidae. The record is from RefSeq and is a predicted model, not a curated record. Bases 265 to 1221 code for a protein of 318 amino acids. The transcript has 6 exons.